Acanthoscelides obtectus is the source of this 1656-nucleotide messenger RNA. The record is from the annotation of a GenBank genome assembly. NCBI's taxonomy places the organism in Eukaryota, Metazoa, Arthropoda, Insecta, Coleoptera, Chrysomelidae.
AUGUCAACGGUACGGCCAUACCUCGAUAUCAUGCCAAGAGGAACAAAUCUGCAUUUGCGACGCCUACCACCAAAUAUUAUUACACAAAUAAAGCGUGAAGUUGCGUCAGAACUAUCUAUAAAUUUACCUGCUGAUCUCCGCAAUGCUGACGAUGAACCAGUGGCCCCAGUACCGGAGGCCAACAGGCCACCCGCUGCUUCUGAGCUGGAAUUCGAAAGGAUUCAUUUGCUUUAUGAUGGAGUGGACCCUAUGAUGGAACCUAGACUUUCCAAACUAAUUUAUAAUAACAAGACUAAACCUAUAUUGAGUGAAAUCAACAAAAUUCUGGAUUCCAAAAUAACAACUGAUAUACCCAUCGAAAAUCUACACAGCCUUAUUUAUAGUGGAGCAGCAACGGUGCUAACACUAAACAAGCAGAAAAUCUCCACGGACACACAAAUUAAAAAUGUCUCAGUCACGCCAGCAUGGCAGCGCCGAAUUACUAAUAAAAUCGAUAGUAUCAGGCGGGACAUAGGAAUUCUGACACAAAAUCAAAGCUUGAACCCCAGCAGCUCAGUCACUAAGAAAGCCAAGGCCAUUCUUGGAAGGGAGCAAAGACUCGAAAACCCAACAGCAACAGAAAUACUGGAUCACCUUAAGCAAAAGCUCAAGGCUAUGGCUAAAAAGCUCCGACGGUAUAAGGAAAGUAACACAAGACGUCAACACAAUAGUCAGUUUAGCAGGAGUGAAAGGAGCUUUUAUAAAAAUUUAGAGUCAGAAGAUCACGAGCCUCAAACCCUGAAAGAAAAUAAGGUCCCCACACCAGAGGCCACGAAAACGUUUUGGGAAUCAAUCUGGGGGAACCCUGUGAUUCACAACAAUACCAGAUGGCUGUUUGAUGAGAAGAGGUCUACAUCUAGCCUCCAGACUAUGUUGGAAUGGGAAGUAACAACCGACCAAGUAACCAAGGCUAUAAACAAGACCUCGAAUUGGAAGGCACCUGGACAGGAUAAAAUACAAAAUUUUUGGUAUAAACAAUUCAAGGUCAGUCAUCAACAUCUAGCCAAAUGUUAUACUCACCUGCUGUCCAACCCUGAAGAACUACCACCAUUCAUGACCAGUGGUAUCACUUAUUUGUUACCAAAAACGAAGGUGUCCUCAAAAGAUCCUUCCAAAUAUAGGCCGAUCACCUGCCUUCCUACAAUAUAUAAAAUAUUCACGUCCAUCAUAUCGGAAAAGAUAUACAGCCACCUGGAAAGAAAUAACCUGUUGGACGAAGAGCAGAAGGGUUGCCGAAAAGGAUCCAGAGGGUGUAAAGAACAAUUGAUAAUAGAUACGGUCAUCACAUCUCACGCGAAACGCUCAAAAGGCUCUUUGCACACAGCGUAUAUAGACUACCAAAAAGCGUUUGAUACCCAGCCUCAUUCCUGGCUAACCGAGGUGUUACAGCUUUAUAAAGUCGAGCCCCAUGUACUGAAUUUACUGAACUACGCUAUGUCUCAGUGGAAAACCAGAAUUGUUUUAAACACCAAUCAAAAAAGUGUAGAUGCAGGCACCAUUAAAAUAGAAAGGGGAAUAUUCCAAGGGGACGCAUUAAGUCCGCUAUGGUUCUGUCUGUCGCUACGACCCCUGACAACUAUGUUGAAUAUCAAGAAAAAGUUGAUGUCAUCCCAAUAG